This is a messenger RNA of Arachis duranensis, 1347 nucleotides long. Its product is annotated as protein FAR1-RELATED SEQUENCE 5-like. Bases 1 to 1347 code for a protein of 448 amino acids. The transcript has 5 exons. Gene Ontology annotation, biological process: regulation of DNA-templated transcription. The record is from RefSeq and is a predicted model, not a curated record. Lineage: Eukaryota; Viridiplantae; Streptophyta; Magnoliopsida; Fabales; Fabaceae.
AUGUCAGAUAUAUUUAUGGACACUGAGAUGGAUGAGCAAUACCAGGAAGAUGAUGACAUUAACCAACAAGAAGAGCUACUUGCAUUUGAUUUUUAUCUGAAGUACUCAAAGUCGAAGGGCUUUAGUGCAAGGAAGAGUAAAACUUUCAAGAAUAGUAUUGGCGAAAUUUACAAACAAAAGUUUAUAUGUCAUAGGCAAGGAUUCAGGGAGUUGAAAUAUUACACGAUGAAAAAAAGGAAGAAGGAACCUAGAUUGGAAAUAAGAACUGGGUGUGAAGCCCGAAUGGAUGUUAAAUUUGUACAUGAAACUGGAAGGUGGCAUAUCUUUUAUUUCUCUGAUGAACACAACCAUGAUCUAUUGGAUACACAAUUUAGUGCUAUGUUGCCUGCCCACAGAAAAAUGACAGAGGUAGAUAUUAUGCAAAUGAUGAACAUGUUAAAGUCCGGGAUUAGCACUUCACAGAUGUUUGGUCUUCUAGCUAGUCAAGCAGGCGGGUAUGAAUUUAUUGGCUAUGGUCGCAGAGAUAUGUACAAUGAGAUUGAUCGGCAAAGGCGUCAAGUUCCUGGUGAUGCAGCACGAGUGUUGAAGAAGUUGGAGGAUAUGCGGUUGAAGGAUCUACAAUUAUAUUUCAAGUCUGAUAGGAUUAGCCAACUAGACUACCAACUCUUUGGAGAUGUCAUUCCUUUUGAUGCUACGUACAAGAAGAACAAGUAUAGUUGUUCAUUAGUCAUAUUUAGCGGGGUUAACCACCACAACCAAAUAAUUGUUUUUGCUGCUGCAUUAAUUGUGGACGAAACUACUGAUACAUAUAUUUGGCUCCUGCGUCAGCUCAUGUUUGCCAUGAAGGGUAAGACCCCGACCUCAAUAAUAACUGAUGGGGCCAUGACAAUUAGGAAUGCAGUAAGAGAUGUAUUUUCCGAAGUCAUAUAUAGAUUAUGCGUUUGGCACCUUAUUCGAAAUGCGACUAGCAAUGUUGGAAAUCCAUUGUUUACAUCUAAAUUCAGGAAAAUCAUGUUGAGAGACUACGAGAUUCCCGUGUUUAAGCGUAAGUGGGUUCAGCUUAUUGAAAAAUUUGGCCUUGAGGAUAAGCCGUGGGUGAACAACAUGUAUGAAGAGAAGCAUAUGUGGGCUACUGCAUAUAUAAGAGUUGUGGCAAGGGUGCCCGUCAUGCAGACUUGUAUAGAGCUGCUAGAGAGAUUUGCUGCUGAGGUAUACACUCAUGAGAUAUUUCUAUUGUUUUGGCCAUUUCUUUCUAUAGUUGGAUCAAUGCGGGUGCUAAACAUAGUGAAUAACAAUGAUUGCUCAAAGUACAUUGUGUGUAAGCAUGGAAGGUCCGAUUUUCCGUAG